Cyprinodon variegatus (sheepshead minnow) is the source of this 4626-nucleotide messenger RNA. It is a transcript of the gene lrrc4ba, whose product is annotated as leucine rich repeat containing 4B. Gene Ontology annotation, cellular component: plasma membrane. Gene Ontology annotation, molecular function: protein binding. The transcript is spliced from 3 exons. NCBI's taxonomy places the organism in Eukaryota, Metazoa, Chordata, Actinopteri, Cyprinodontiformes, Cyprinodontidae. The record is from RefSeq and is a predicted model, not a curated record. Bases 418 to 2601 code for a protein of 727 amino acids.
AGAGAGAAAGAGGGAGAAGGGACAGCGUCGGCGGCGGCUCUGCAGUGGAAUACGCGCUUAUCUGAGGAAAGCUUGGAGCGACGUUGCGUUUUUUAGGACUCUAUGAUGGCAUUACUGGAUUUUAACAACAUGUAACUCCUGGGUUCUUCUCACUUCACAAAACGCCUCAGUCAAAUCUCCUGACAGCCUAAGAAAGAGGAAAAAAAGAACAUCUGUUUAUCUGCAUACUUCUAUGUUCCAGAAACAAGAGGAGAAAACAGAGACUGACAGAGGACAAAUGAGAUCUCAGAGGAUGUGGAAUUAGAGGGAACAAAUUGAUGCUGGAGGUCCGAAGGGAAAGUAAACCUUAAAUCCACCAGUGUGGAGUCACCUCACCUGUAUCUCCGGAUUAAAGAGCAGGGUCAUGUCCCAGUUGCCAUGCGCAUCGCCACGCUGACCUGCCUUCCCGGCCCUUCCCCCUUCCUCUUUCUAUUGGUCCAUCUGCUCCUGCGGCUCCUUCUCAUCCUCCACGGGCCGGAAAUAACGGGAGCCUCCUCCACCUGCCCUUCCCUUUGCACGUGCUCCAACCAGGCCAGCCGAGUCAUUUGCACCAGGCAGAACCUGGAGCAGGUGCCUGAAAGCAUAUCCGUCAACACGCGAUACCUCAACCUGCAGGAGAACUCGAUACAGGUCAUCAAAUCGGACACCUUCAAGCAGCUAAGGCACCUUGAAAUUCUUCAGCUUUCCAAGAAUCAGAUAAGACAAAUUGAAAUCGGAGCAUUUAAUGGCCUCCCCAACCUCAACACGCUGGAGCUCUUUGACAACCGCCUCACGUUGGUGCCAACGCAGGCCUUCGAUUACCUCAGCAAGCUACGGGAGCUGUGGUUACGCAACAACCCUAUUGAGACCCUCCCUAGUUAUGCCUUCAACCGUGUGCCCUCCCUGCGUCGCUUGGACCUGGGUGAGCUUAAAAAGUUGGAAUACAUCUCUGAUGCAGCCUUUGUUGGCCUUGUCAAUCUACGGUACCUGAACUUGGGUAUGUGUGGGCUUAAAGAUAUUCCCAAACUGACACCCCUUGUGCGUUUGGAAGAGCUGGAGUUGUCAGGGAACCGCCUGGAGAUAAUUCGUCCUGGAUCUUUCCAGGGACUGGUGUCUCUUAAAAAGCUGUGGCUAAUGCACUCACAGGUUUCUGUGAUUGAGCGCAAUGCCUUUGAUGAUCUAAAAAACCUGGAGGAGCUCAAUCUCUCACAUAAUUCCCUGCACUCCUUGCCUCAUGAUCUUUUCACACCCCUUCACCAACUGGAGAGGGUGCACCUCAACCAUAAUCCUUGGGUCUGCAAUUGUGAUGUACUUUGGCUUAGUUGGUGGCUGAAGGAGACAGUGCCCAGUAACACCACCUGCUGUGCACGCUGCCAUGCUCCUCCAGUUCUCAAGGGCAAGUACAUUGGAGAACUUGACCAGAGCCACUUCACCUGCUUUGCACCCGUCAUUGUAGAGCCCCCUACUGACCUUAAUGUGACUGAAGGGAUGGCUGCAGAGCUGAAGUGUCGCACAAGUACCUCUACAACGUCCGUUAACUGGAUUACUCCCAACGGUACACUAAUGACCCAUGGGUCUUACCGAGUCCGGAUUUCUGUUCUACAUGAUGGCACAUUGAACUUCACAAAUGUUACCCUGAGGGACACAGGCCAGUACACUUGCAUGGUUACCAAUGCUGCUGGAAACACUACUGCAACUGCUGUCCUCAAUGUUACUGCUGCUGAUGCCCUUGUCAACAUCACCUUUUUUACAACUGUUACUGUGGAAACAGAUAAUGGAGGACCCAAUGAUUAUGCACAGGUUGAUGAGACCACCAUAUCCAUUCCCUCUGACCUAUUGUCUGAGGUAGUUCCUACCACAGAUUCCUCUCUAACUGGUGGUUGGUUGUCCUCCUCUCCACGGGCAACUCGCCCAACUUUCACUGUGCCAUUCACGGAACCAGGUUUCUCUGGCCUGGAUGAUGUGAUGAAGACCACCAAGAUCAUCAUUGGCUGCUUCGUAGCCAUCACCUUCAUGGCAGCAGUGAUGCUGGUGGUGUUCUAUAAGCUGAGGAAGCAGCAUCAGCUGCACAAACAUCAUGGCCCUGCUCGUGCAAUUGAGAUCAUCAAUGUGGAUGAUGACCUAGGUCCUGGGGCUAGUGGCCGGGGCAGUGGAAUAUCUGGAGGCUCCACUGUAACACAAAGCGCAGGCAGUGGAUUAGGAGGAUGCCAGAGUCUCAGGUUGCACCAUCCAGAGAUUGUUAAUCUACCAAACCUAGCUCGAUCAGAGCACCUCAACCACUACUACAAAACACAUCAUUUCAACAGCAACAUGAUGGGCCUUGGGAUGGGCACAGGGCCAGGUGUGGGCCUCAACAACAACAACAACCCCUCGCCAUGCUCUCAAGCGCAGAGCAUAUCCUGCUCCCAGGUUCCAUCUAGCACUGGUGGGGGGACGUCCACUGGUGGCACCCUUCCGUCCAACGUAGCCCUGCCUCAGUUGGGUCUACAUAGUUCUCUGAAAGGCCUGAUAGGAAAAGGCCAGAAUGAACCACUCCUUUUCAAGAGCGGCUCAAAAGAAAAUGUGCAAGAGACCCAAAUCUAAAAAAGGUAGACGUUUGAGGUAAGACUGAGCGGAUGCUAAAGCAAAUGAGCAAGUGACUAUUUGAAAGUGAUUGUAGCGCAAUGUCCUUUUGGACAAUUUUCAGAAAGGCUCUACAUAACCUUUAUUUUUUGGUGGCCCUUUGUUAACAGAUAGCAAGACAAAAGGAGACAGGAGACCAGUCCCACCAACAGCAUCUGCACAGUCUCAAAUGUCAGAAUUACUCAUUGUGUGCAGCUUGAUAUGGUAUUUGCCAAAGCUCAAGAUCAAGCAUUUUCUCUCAGCGGACAGAAAUGAACAAUGCACACCUGCAGUGAACCCUUCAAGGAUGUAUACAGAUUGCUUCGUACAUUUCCAGAUGCAUUCAGUGUAUAUAUUUGGAGGGGGACAUAAUAUUGGCCAUUGAACAUGUUGUCAGAUUAGUGUUUGGCAAAGGCAGGGAAUAGCAAACAAUGCUUUGUGUGGGCAAAGCAGAGCAGUCCCAGGUUUUCAGGAAAACCCAGAGGGAGCAAAAUAGGAGCGGAGCAGCAACGCCGCUUGGAAUAUCAGAACAACAAAAAGUGAUUUUGCUCCUUACUUUAUCACUAUUUUCAAUUUUACACGUUACUGGUUACUGUCUUCUUUAAAAGAAUGGAAAUAUUAUGAAGGAGUGAAGGACAACUAUAGAGCGAUAUAUAAAGAACUGAAGAUACAUAUUAUAUAUACCGUAAAUAUAUUUUCAUUCAAAUAAAUUAUGAAAAAUCUUUAUCAAGCUAAUGAGUGACCACUACAACAACUGAAGAAAAUAUAUAUUUAAAAAAAAAGAUUUAAGUACAUGCCCUGCUGUUUUAGUUUAACAAUCCCUCUUAAACCUUCCUGGAACUUGAAAUACAAAAAGCCGCCCUGACUGCUCUUCCUCUGGAUACAUGUGAAAGAAAGACGCCACAACGCAGACCUGACAAAGUGAUGAAAACCAUAUUAUUUUAGUCUUGAUCUUUGUUGUAUCCACAAACGCUGUUUUCACUUACAGAAACAGAGUCAGUUACUCUCUGCUGCAAAACCAUGAAACACGACAGGAGCUUUGAAAUUUGUUUUUCCCUCUAUGAUGGCACUCUAGUAUUAAUAAUAAUCACUCCGAUAAUAAUGAUAACAAAUUCAGCUUUAUUUGUCAUUAGGACAUUACUCUGCAGUUAAAAUGGUGUUGCAGAAAAUUAAUUUCUUGAAAGUUUAACAAAUCAUUUAAAAUAUUAAUGAUAUGAAAUGUCAAUGUUAUUGUGCUAUCAUUAUUAUUGUUGAAGUGACUAUUAUUGUUACUGCUACUGCCCACAGAUAACUGAAGAGUGACUUUUUUCAUUUGUACAUGACGCUGAUAUCAUUUGGCCGAUCUAACUUGCCACUUAACGAACUCUGUAAGCGUCAGAAGGAAAUGACCUGGCUCAUAAAAGGGCUUCCUUGAGUCCGACCCUCAUCGACCCUUUCUGAUGGGACACCAUUGCUAUAUGACAUAAAGCACGAAGACUGCACCUAUUUGCAGAGGAUUAUUUCCCGACUGUAUCUCAGUGUUAUGAGUUGGUUUGAUUGCAGCGGGGGGCAAAAAUGGAUGAACAUUUUUUUUUAAAAGGUAAGAAAAGCUUGUUUGUUGAAGGAGGAGGUGGCAUUUAGUGCAGUAUUCAGUGGUGGGUGAAUUUUUUUCUAAAGAAAAAGGACAAGUAAAUAAAAAAAAAAAUAGAAUCUUAUAGAUCUCUUUUAAAAAACGAUACAAAAUUAUUAUAAGUGUUUUUCAUUUUUUGUUUUUAUCUAGUUUGAUUUUUUUUUAAAAUCACGUGUUAUCUUUAUUGUAAUAUUGUUAUUGUUAUUAUUAGCUGAUUACGCUGGUUAUAAUUAUGAGAGAUGUUCUGUUAGCAGAGGUCACUUUGAAAAUAAAAAAAAAACUUGGCACAUAAAAAAAGGCAGUGGAAGUCUGUGAAAUUUGGUGGCUGUUUCUUAUUACUAAUGUUUUAUUAUUUUUGUUUAUCCUCUGAUCAACUUUGAUUGUUGUAUCACAGUUUG